Trichophyton verrucosum HKI 0517 is the source of this 471-nucleotide messenger RNA. RefSeq lists its product as uncharacterized. Gene Ontology annotation, molecular function: structural constituent of ribosome. Gene Ontology annotation, biological process: translation. The coding region runs from base 1 to 471 and encodes 156 amino acids. The record is from RefSeq and is a predicted model, not a curated record. The transcript is spliced from 3 exons. NCBI's taxonomy places the organism in Eukaryota, Fungi, Ascomycota, Eurotiomycetes, Onygenales, Arthrodermataceae. Gene Ontology annotation, cellular component: ribosome; cytosolic small ribosomal subunit.
AUGAUCGUUCAAUUCCAGUCGGACGGAGAAGAGACCACCUCGAACGCCGGCGUCGUUGCCGCUGAUGAAGUUGAAGUUUCCGCCAAUGCCACCGCAGGCAGCUCCAUGUCUGUCCUGGACGCAUUGAAGGGUGUCUUGAAGAUCGCUCUUAUCCACGAUGGUCUUGCCCGUGGUCUCCGUGAGGCUGCUAAGGCUCUUGACCGUCGCCAGGCCCAUAUGUGUGUCCUGAACGAGGGAUGCGAGGAGGAGGCUUACAAGAAGCUCGUCAUUGCCCUUUGCUCCGAGCACAAGAUUCCUCUCAUCAAGGUCCUUGAUGGCAAGAUGUUGGGUGAAUGGGUUGGACUUUGCGUUCUCGACCGUGAGGGUAACCCACGCAAGGUCGUCAACUGCUCUUGCGUUGUCCUUAAGGACUGGGGUGAGGAGUCCCAGGAGCGUUCCAUCCUUCUCAACUACUUCCAGACCGAGCAGUAA